AUGGACGAUUCUGAUGACUUGUUCGAGGCUAGUGAAGGUGAUUUUGACGAUGAGUUUGGAACUGAAUAUGACAACGAGUAUGAGGAUCCCAACAUGUGUUUUGAUGUUCCUCAAGACACACCAACAACUUCUGAGGAUCACAGUCAAUAUUUCAAUGUGGGUGUUGAGUUUGAAACUGGGAAAGAAUUAGUGGCAUGGGGACGUGAAAAACGAACCGAAAGUGUGAAGCAACGGAAUGUGGGAACAAAGAAAUGUGGAUGUCCGUUUCGUAUAUACUGUAGCAAAAAUCGAAACGAUGGACUAUGGCGAAUAAAUUUGAAAAAUGGCAUCCACACUCAUCCGACGCUACCGUAUUUUACCGGACAAGGACCGGAUAGUCGUUUGACACCAGAAGAAUACGAGGUAGUGAAGUUACUUAGAAGGAGCCACGUGAAGCCGGCAUUAAUCAUGGAUCGACUGAGGAAGGAUAAUCUACAGACAUCAACGAGUCUAUGCACAUGUUUAUAUGCUGAGUCUGGUCAUUCGGUGGGAGCUAACCACCCUGUUGUUCUAUAG
Erythranthe guttata (spotted monkey flower) is the source of this 555-nucleotide messenger RNA. The record is from RefSeq and is a predicted model, not a curated record. NCBI's taxonomy places the organism in Eukaryota, Viridiplantae, Streptophyta, Magnoliopsida, Lamiales, Phrymaceae.